Carica papaya (papaya) is the source of this 2416-nucleotide messenger RNA. The record is from RefSeq and is a predicted model, not a curated record. NCBI's taxonomy places the organism in Eukaryota, Viridiplantae, Streptophyta, Magnoliopsida, Brassicales, Caricaceae.
UCAAAUAUUUUUAUGAACUCAUCUAAUUGAUGAAAUAAACCUUUAAGAGGUUGAAUUGGCUCUCUUUAUCUUUUUCCCUUCUUGAAAGAGGAGGUUGAAUUGGUCUGAGGGAAGCAUUCUAGUUAAACCAGUUUGGGAAAGAGUCAAAACAGAGUAUGUUUCAUGAUAUCUGUUUAUUGGUCAUGUGCCAUGUGCUAGUUGUCACUGAGGACAUCGUGGCUCUGGCAAUAUAUGUGGCUUUGAAGCAGUGUUAUACUUGGCGCUUGGUGCGACGUGUUAUGCACAGAACAUUUGCGAACUGGAGAAGCAGCAUCGGUUUGUUCUCUUUCCAGCUAGUGGUGGGUGUUCUAAGGGUUUUUCGCCAAGAGGAUCUCGGUAUAGCCCAGAGGGACCUGUCUGAAGCCAGUUAUGGUGGCAGUGAUUGUUAAUUUUUACUGGUUGUUGGGGGAUCUUAGAUGGGAUAGAUUUUUUAAGGUUACAUUUUUUUUUCCGUCUCAGAUGGAUGGAAUUUGUGGAGGAGAAUCAUGAGAUUUUGGGUGUUUUAACUUUUAGCUAAAUUACCAAUUGAGGUAGGACAAAUUAAAGUUGAUUUGCCUACUUGAGGAUUUGGGUAACCUAGAUAUUAUACCUAGGUUCUUAAGCAUCACAUUUAAGUAUUAAUUGAAUUCAAAGAUACUGAGAAAAUUAUCAGAACCAUUUUUAUUGGCUGAUUAUGAUCUCAAGGGUGACAUUAUAGAAGGUAUUAUAGAUUUUCCCCCAGUAGAAGUAGGCUAAAAAUACGGUGAAGUAAAAGUAAUUUCUGAAAUAGCAGGGCUGCUGCUAUGGCCCAUAAAUGGUUAGGAUUAGAAAGGUGAUUGUUGUGGGAAUUUUUCUGAGCUUUUUUAUAUCAAGUACCUUACCUUGUGUCUGGAGCACUUCAGUUAGUUUUAUUAUUAUCCUUAAUGGAUUGGUUGGUUGACAUGAUCUAAUAAUGGAAUAUUUCAGAAUGUCUUUCUUUACCUGAAGUUCCUGGAGGAACUUGGUUCUGUAGAUAUUGUCAGAAUGUGUUUCAGAAAGAAAGGUUUGUGGAGCGCAAUGCCAAUGCUCUUGCAGCUGGAAGGGUUGCUGGAGUAGAUGCAAUUGAACAAAUUACCAAGCGAUGCAUUCGUAUUGUCAAUUCCCCUGGUUCUGAACUUGGCAGUGUAUGCGUGUUAUGCAGGGGCCAUAGUUUUAGCAAGUCAGGUUUUGGCCCUCGCACUGUUAUUAUUUGUGAUCAGUGUGAAAAAGAAUUUCAUGUUGGCUGUCUGAGGGAUCACAACAUUGAUGACCUUAAGGUAUUGCCGGAAGGACAAUGGUUCUGUUGCAAAGAAUGCCAGAAAAUUAAUUCUGCUUUGAACAAGUUGAUAAUUCGUGGUGAAGAGAAGCUACCAGAUUCGUUUCUGAAUGUUAUAAAGAAAAAGCAUGUGGAAAAUGGUCCUCAGAGGACAAGUAAUCUUGAUGUAAGAUGGAGGGUUCUUAGUGGGAAAAUGGCCUCGUCAGAUGCUAGGAGGCUGCUUUCCAGUGCAGUUGCUAUCCUUCAUGAUCGUUUUGAUCCUAUUAGUGAAUCUGGAUCUAGAGGGGAUCUCAUACCGGCUAUGGUUUAUGGAAGGCAAGUUAAAGGCCAGGAUUUUGGUGGAAUGUAUUGUGCCAUACUGACUGUGAACCAAGUGAUUGUGUCCGUUGGGGUUUUUAGGGUUUUCGGGACAGAUCUGGCCGAGCUUCCUUUGGUUGCAACAAGUAAUGAGUGCCAAGGACAGGGUUACUUCCAGUGCUUAUUCUCUUGUCUGGAGAUGCUACUUGGCUUUUUAAAUGUGAAGCAUCUCGUGCUUCCAGCUGCUGAAGAAGCAAAAUCUAUUUGGACGGAUAAAUUUGGCUUUAACAGUAUGACACAGAAAGAGGUGGAUGCUUACAGAAAGGAUUACCUAAUGAUGAUCUUUGAAGGGACAUCAAUGUUGCGUAAGCCAGUUCCGAAAUGCCGGAAAGUAGUUAAACCUGAUGUUAAAUGUGAUAAAUCCGACAACUGAAGAUUGCCUUUUUUCGGUUCAAGAUGGAGAAGCAAGUUUUUUGAAGAGCCUUUUCCUGUAUGUACAGGGUCCCCUUUUUUUUGUGUACAGAGAAUAGAAAUGCAGGUUUCAUGCGGGCUUUUAUAAUUUUUUUUUGCUACACAGAAAAACUUCUAGAGAAGCUUCAUAUUUAUUUAUACCCAAGAAGGGGAAAUUGAGGGGGGGAAAUUUUGGGAACUUUGAGAUGCUAAUAUAGGCUUUUCAUCAUGAAACAUUACAUUUAAAUGCAGCAUGUGUUUUGCAUAUGACUUGAAUGUCUAGAUGACUAUUGUAGUAUGAUACCUAUAUGGCCAUUGGCUGCUCUAAAUUAAAAGCAGCAAAAACUUUGGCAGUUA